AUGGGCCGGGCCAUCACGUGGCUCUUGGUCGCAUUUAUCAUUGCGAUCUUAGCGCCAAGCGUUGUCGGACAAACUAACAGCACAACACAAAAUUCCGGCAAUAAUCAGACGAGUAUUCUGCAAUCAGUUAGUCAAACGAGGCUCUUGCAAAAUCUGCUGGGAAUCUUAGGGGAUGUAGUCAAUAAUUUAGGCGGCGCACAAGCCACAACAAAUAACACAAAUAGUGAGCAAGCAUCAACUGAUUACGAUUACUAUGAUGACGACGAGAAACCGGUACUAAGCGUAUGCUUAAAACUUCUUAGAGCAGCCACCACAGAUUCAAAUACUAGCGAGCCAGGUGUACUAGGUAACCUUAUACGCACCUUACGCAAUUUACUGGGUGGUCUUCUUGGCGGUCAAACUGGUGACACUACCCAAAGUUCAGGUUUAUUGGAUCUGGAGGUUGUAGCCGAUUUGGUUGGUGAUGGGGAAACCAGUUCAAACUCCACAAACACUGAUCAUCUCGUAAGUGUCUGCCUGAAUCUUAUACUAGGCGAUAUACUCGGCGUCCUAGGAGACGUAAUAAAAGGAUUUAAUGGCACCUUGCCAUGCCCACCGGAGCCUACACAAACGCAAGCGACAUUGACAACACUAUUAACGACACCAAUAGACCCCAGCGCUAUUUCAACGUUAAUAUCGACCUUGCAAACAACUACAGCUGCUUUAACUGAAGCUACGACCACACUAUCACCAGCAACCACAACGCAAACCUCAUCACUUUCACCAAUAUCUACCACUUCGCAAUCAACAACUGAAACGACACCAACGCCAUCAACACCAGCAAUUGAAACUUCCACCACACCUACUACUUCACAACCACCAAGUGAAGUUUCCACGUCACCAACAACAGAAACUUCAACCGCUCCAACCACUGAGUCUUCCACUUCACCAUCAACACUAACACCAACUACGGAAUCUUCCACCACACCAACCAGUUCGCAAACAACUAGCGAAGAUCCCACAUCACCAACAACUGAAACCUCUACCACUCCAACCACUGAAUCUUCCACAUCAUCAUCAACACUAACACCAACAACUGAAACAUCCACCACACCAACCAGUUCACAAUCAACUAGCGAAGAUCCCACAUCACCAACAACAGAAACUUCUACCACACCAACCACUGAAUCUUCCACAUCACCAUCAACACUAAGACCAACAACUGAAACAUCCACCACACCAACCAGUUCGCAAUCAACUAGCGAAGAUCCCACAUCACCAACAACAGAAACCUCUACAACCCCAACCACUGAAUCUUCCACAUCAUCAUCAACACUAACACCAACAACUGAAACAUCCACCACACCAACCAGUUCGCAAUCCACUAGCGAAGAUCCCAUAUCACCAACAACAGAAAUUUCUACCACCCCAACCACUGAAUCUUCCACAUCACCAUCAACACUAACACCAACAACUGAAAGUUCCACCACACCAACCAGUUCAGAAUCAACUAGCGAAGAUCUCACAUCACCAUCAACAGAAACUUCUACCACUCCAACCACUGAAUCUUCCACAUCACCAUCAACACUAACACCAACAACUGAAUCUUCCACCACACCAACCAGUUCGCAAACAACUAGCGAAGAUCCCACAUCACCAACAACAGAAACCUCUACCACUUCAACCACUGAAUCUUCCACUUCACCAUCAACACUAACACCAACAACUGAAACAUCCACCACACCAACCAGUUCGCAAUCAACUAGCGAAGAUCCCACAUCACCAACAACAGAAACUUCUACCACCCCAACCACUGAAUCUUCCACAUCACCAUCAACAUUAACACCAACAACUGAAACAUCCACCACACCAACCAGUUCGCAAUCAACUAGCGAAGAUCCCACAUCACCAACAACAGAAACCUCCACAACCCCUACCACUGAGUCUUCCACAUCACCAUCAACACUAACACCAACAACUGAAUCUUCCACCACACCAACCAGUUCGCAAACAACUAGCGAAGAUCCCACAUCACCAACAACAGAAACCUCCACAACCCCUACCACUGAGUCUUCCACAUCACCAUCAACACUAACACCAACAACUGAAACAUCCACCACACCAACCAGUUCGCAAUCAACUAGCGAAGAUCCCACAUCACCAACAACAGAAACCUCUACCACUUCAACCACUGAAUCUUCCACUUCACCAUCAACACUAACACCAACAACUGAAUCUUCAACCACACCAACCAGUUCACAAUCAACUAGCGAAGAUCCCACAUCACCAACAACAGAAACCUCUACCACUUCAACCACUGAAUCUUCCACUUCACCAUCAACACUAACACCAACAACUGAAACAUCCACCACACCAACCAGUUCGCAAUCAACUAGCGAAGAUCCCUCAUCACCAACAACAGAAACUUCUACCACCCCAACCACUGAAUCUUCCACAUCACCAUCAACACUAACACCAACAACUGAAACAUCCACCACACCAACCAGUUCGCAAUCAACUAGCGAAGAUCCCACAUCACCAACAACUGAAACCUCUACCACUCCAACCACUGAAUCUUCCACAUCACCAUCAACACUAACACCAACAACUGAAUCUUCAACCACACCAACCAGUUCACAAUCAACUAGCGAAGAUCCCACAUCACCAACAACAGAAACCUCCACAACCCCUACCACUGAGUCUUCCACAUCACCAUCAACACUAACACCAACAACUGAAUCUUCCACCACACCAACCAGUUCGCAAACAACUAGCGAAGAUCCCACAUCACCAACAACAGAAACCUCCACAACCCCUACCACUGAGUCUUCCACAUCACCAUCAACACUAACACCAACAACUGAAACAUCCACCACACCAACCAGUUCGCAAUCAACUAGCGAAGAUCCCACAUCACCAACAACUGAAACCUCUACCACUCCAACCACUGAAUCUUCCACAUCACCAUCAACACUAACACCAACAACUGAAACAUCCACCACACCAACCAGUUCGCAAACAACUAGCGAAGAUCCCACAUCACCAACAACAGAAACCUCCACAACCCCUACCACUGAAUCUUCCACAUCACCAUCAAAACUAACAUCAACAACUGAAACAUCCACCACACCAACCAGUUCGCAAACAACUAGCGAAGAUCCCACAUCACCAACAACAGAAACCUCCACAACCCCUACCACUGAGUCUUCCACAUCACCAUCAACACUAACACCAACAACUGAAUCUUCAACCACACCAACCAGUUCACAAUCAACUAGCGAAGAUCCCACAUCACCAACAACAGAAACCUCCACAACCCCUACCACUGAAUCUUCCACAUCACCAUCAAAACUAACAUCAACAACUGAAACAUCCACCACACCAACCAGUUCAGAAUCAACAAGUGAAACUUCCACAUCACCAACAACAGAAACCUCAACCACUCCAACCACUGAAUCUUCCACAUCACCAUCACCACUAACACCAAUAACUGAAACAUCCACCACACCAACCAGUUCGCAAUCAACUAGCGAAGAUCCCACAUCACCAACAACUGAAACCUCUACCACUCCCACUACUGAAUCUUCCACAUCACCAUCAACACUAACACCAACAACUGAAACAUCCACCACACCAACCAGUUCGCAAUCAACUAGCGAAGAUCCCACAUCACCAACAACAGAAAUUUCUACCACCCCAACCACUGAAUCUUACACAUCACCAUCAACACUAACACCAACAACUGAAACAUCCACCACACCAACCAGUUCGCAAUCAACUAGCGAAGAUCCCACAUCACCAACAACAGAAAUUUCUACCACCCCAACCACUGAAUCUAUCACAUCACCAUCAACACUAACACCAACAACUGAAAGUUCCACCACACCAACCAGUUCACAAUCAACUAGCGAAGACCCCACAUCACCAACAACAGAAACCUCUACCGCUCCAACCACUGAAUCUUCCACGUCACCAUCAACACUAACACCAACAACUGAAACUUCCACCACACCAACCAGUUCAGAAUCAACAAGUGAAACUUCCACAUCACCAGCAACUGAAACCUCUACCACUCCAACCACUGAAUCUUCCACAUCACCAUCAACACUAACACCAACAACUGAAACUUCCACCACACCAACCAGUUCGCAAUCAACUAGCGAAGAUCCCACAUCACCAACAACAGAAACCUCUACCGCUCCAACCUCUGAAUCUUCCACGUCACCAUCAACACUAACACCAACAACUGAAACUUCCACCACACCAACCAGUUCGCAAUCAACUAGCGAAGAUCCCACAUCACCAACAACUGAAACCUCUACCACUCCAACCACUGAAUCUUCCACAUCACCAUCAACACUAACACCAACAACUGAAACAUCCACCACACCAACCAGUUCAGAAUCAACAAGUGAAUCUUCCACAUCACCAACAACAGAAACCUCUACCGCUCCAACCUCUGAAUCUUCCACGUCACCAUCAACACUAACACCAACAACUGAAACUUCCACCACACCAACCAGUUCAGAAUCAACAAGUGAAACUUCCACAUCACCAACAACUGAAACCUCUACCACUCCAACCACUGAAUCUUCCACAUCAUCAUCAACACUAACAACAACAACUGAAACAGCCACCACACCAACCAGUUCGCAAUCAACUAGCGAAGAUCCCACAUCACCAACAACAGAAACCUCUACCGCUCCAACCUCUGAAUCUUCCACGUCACCAUCAACACUAACACCAACAACUGAAACUUCCACCACACCAACCAGUUCAGAAUCAACAAGUGAAACUUCCACAUCACCAACAACGGAAUCUUCUACCGCUCCAACCACUGAGUCUUCCACUUCACCGUCAACACUAACACCAACAACUGAAACUUCCACCACACCAACAAGUUCAGAAUCAACAAGUGAAACUUCCACAUCACCAACAACGGAAGCUUCUACCGCUCCAACCACUGAAUCUUCCACAUCACCAUCAACACUAACAUCAACAACUGAAACAUCCACCACACCAACCAGUUCGCAAUCAACUAGCGAAGAUCCCACAUCACCAACAACUGAAACCUCUACCACUCCAACCACUGAAUCUUCCACAUCACCAUCAACACUAACACCAACAACUGAAACAUCCACCACACCAACCAGUUCAGAAUCAACAAGUGAAUCUUCCACAUCACCAACAACAGAAACCUCUACCGCUCCAACCUCUGAAUCUUCCACGUCACCAUCAACACUAACACCAACAACUGAAACUUCCACCACACCAACCAGUUCAGAAUCAACAAGUGAAACUUCCACAUCACCAACAACGGAAUCUUCUACCGCUCCAACCACUGAAUCUUCCACGUCACCAUCAACACUAACACCAACAACUGAAACUUCCACCACACCAACCAGUUCAGAAUCAACAAGUGAAACUUCCACAUCACCAACAACGGAAUCUUCUACCGCUCCAACCACUGAGUCUUCCACUUCACCGUCAACACUAACACCAACAACUGAAACUUCCACCACACCAACCAGUUCAGAAUCAACAAGUGAAACUUCCACAUCACCAACAACUGAAACCUCUACCACUCCAACCACUGAAUCUUCCACAUCACCAUCAACACUAACACCAACAACUGAAACUUCCACCACACCAACAAGUUCAGAAUCAACAAUUGAAACUUCCACAUUACCAACAACGGAAACUUCUACCGCUCCAACCACUGAAUCUUCCACGUCACCAUCAACACUAACACCAACAACUGAAACUUCCACCACACCAACCAGUUCAGAAUCAACAAGUGAAACUUCCACAUCACCAGCAACUGAAACCUCUACCACUCCAACCACUGAAUCUUCCACAUCACCAUCAACACUAACACCAACAACUGAAACUUCCACCACAACAACCAGUUCACAAUCAACUACCGAAGACAUCACAUCACCAACAACCGACACUUCUACCACUCCAACCACUGAAUCUUCCACAUCACCAUCAACACUAACACCAACAACUGAAACUUCCACCACACCAACCAGUUCAGAAUCAACAAGUGAAACUUCCACAUCAUCAACAACGGAAACUUCUACCGCUCCAACCACUGAAUCUUCCACAUCACCAUCAACACUAACACCAACAACUGAAACAUCCACCACACCAACCAGUUCAGAAUCAACAAGUGAAACUUCCACAUCACCAACAACGGAAAAUUCUACCGCUCCAACCACUGAAUCUUCCACUUCACCAUCAACACUAACACCAACAACUGAAACUUCCACCACACCAACCAGUUCAGAAUCAACAAGUGAAACUUCCACAUCACCAACAACUGAAACCUCUACCACUCCAACCACUGAAUCUUCCACAUCACCAUCAACACUAACACCAACAACUGAAACAUCCACCACACCAAACAGUUCAGAAUCAACAAGUGAAACUUCCACAUCACCAACAACGGAAACUUCUACCGCUCCAACCACUGAAUCUUCCACUUCACCAUCAACACUAACACCAACAACUGAAACUUCCACCACACCAACCAGUUCAGAAUCAACAAGUGAAACUUCCACAUCACCAACAACGGAAACUUCUACCGCUCCAACCACUGAAUCUUCCACUUCACCAUCAACACUAACACCAACAACUGAAACUUCCACCACACCAACCAGUUCAGAAUCAACAAGUGAAACUUCCACAUCACCAACAACCGAAAAUUCUACCGCUCCAACCACUGAAUCUUCCACUUCACCAUCAACACUAACACCAACAACUGAAACUUCCACCACACCAACCAGUUCAGAAUCAACAAGUGAAACUUCCACAUCACCAACAACUGAAACCUCUACCACUCCAACCACUGAAUCUUCCACAUCACCAUCAACACUAACACCAACAACUGAAACUUCCACCACACCAACCAGUUCAGAAUCAACAAGUGAAACUUCCACAUCACCAACAACGGAAACUUCUACCACCCCAACCACUCAAUCUAUCACAUCACCAUCAACCAUAACACCAACAACUGAAACUUCCACCACACCAACCAGUUCAGAAUCAACAAGUGAAACUUCCACAUCACCAACAACCGACACUUCUACCACUCCAACCACUGAAUCUUCCACAUCACCAUCAACACUAACACCAACAACUGAAACUUCCACCACACCAACCAGUUCAGAAUCAACAAGUGAAACUUCCACAUCACCAACAACGGAAUCUUCUACCGCUCCAACCACUGAGUCUUCCACUUCACCGUCAACACUAACACCAACAACUGAAACUUCCACCACACCAACCAGUUCAGAAUCAACAAGUGAAACUUCCACAUCACCAACAACUGAAACCUCUACCACUCCAACCACUGAAUCUUCCACAUCACCAUCAACACUAACACCAACAACUGAAACUUCCACCACACCAACCAGUUCAGAAUCAACAAGUGAAACUUCCACAUCACCAACAACUGAAACCUCUACCACUCCAACCACUGAAUCGUCCACAUCACCAUCAACACUAACACCAACAACUGAAACUUCCACCACACCAACCAGUUCAGAAUCAACAAGUGAAACUUCCACAUCACCAACAACGGAAUCUUCUACCGCUCCAACCACUGAAUCGUCCACAUCACCAUCAACACUAACACCAACAACUGAAACAUCCACCACACCAACCAGUUCAGAAUCAACAAGUGAAACUUCCACAUCACCAACAACUGAAACCUCUACCACUCCAACCACUGAAUCUUCCACAUCACCAUCAACACUAACACCAACAACUGAAACAUCCACCACACCAACCAGUUCAGAAUCAACAAGUGAAACUUCCACAUCACCAACAACUGAAACCUCUACCACUCCAACCACUGAAUCUUCCACGUCACCAUCAACACUAACACCAACAACUGAAACUUCCACCACACCAACAAGUUCAGAAUCAACAAUUGAAACUUCCACAUUACCAACAACGGAAACUUCUACCGCUCCAACCACUGAAUCUUCCACGUCACCAUCAACACUAACACCAACAACGGAAACUUCUACCACAUCAACCAGUUCAGACUCAACAAGUGAAACUUCCACAUCACCAACAACGGAAACUUCUACCACCCCAACCACUGACUCCUCUACUGCACCAUCAACACUAACACCAACAACUGAAACUUCCACCACACCAAACAGUUCAGAAUCAACAAAAUCAACAAGUGAAACUUCCACAUCACCAACAACUGAAACCUCUACCACUCCAACCACUGAAUCUUCCACAUCACCAUCAACACUAACACCAACAACUGAAACUUCCACCACACCAAACAGUUCAGAAUCAACAAGUGAAACUUCCACAUCACCAACAGCGGAAACUUCUACCACCCCAACCGCUGACUCUUCCACGUCACCAUCAACACUAACACCAACAACUGAAACUUCCACCACACCAAACAGUUCAGAAUCAACAAGUGAAACUUCCACAUCACCAACAACGGAAACUUCUACCACCCCAACCACUGACUCCUCUACUGCACCAUCAACACUAACACCAACAACUGAAACUUCCACCACACCAAACAGUUCAGAAUCAACAAGUGAAACUUCCACAUCACCAACAACGGAAACUUCUACCACAUCAACCAGUGACUCUUCCACUGCACCAUCAACACUAACACCAACAACGGAAACUUCUACCACAUCAACCAGUUCAGAAUCAACAAGUGAAACUUCCACAUCACCAACAACGGAAACUUCUACCACCCCAACCACUGACUCUUCCACUGCACCAUCAACACUAACACCAACAACUGAAACUUCCACCACACCAAACAGUUCAGAAUCAACAAGUCAAAUUUCUGCAUCACCAACAACAGAAACUUCUACCACCCCAACCACUCAAUCUAUCACAUCACCAUCAACCAUAACAUCAAUUACUGAUUCUUCGACUACACCUUCAACAAUAACACCAACAACAAACGCACCUACUACUCAAACUGCUGCACUACCAGCAUCAGAUUUUCCACCAUCUUCAUCGACUUCCACCACAUCAACCAGCUCACAACCAACAAGUGAAGUUUCCACGUCAUCAACAACGGAAACUUCCACCACUCCAUCCACUGAAUCUUCCACAUCACCAUCAACACUAACACCAACAACUGAAUCUACCACCACACCAACCAGUUCAGAUUCAACAAGUGAAACUUCCACAUUACCAACAACAGAAACUUCUACCACACCAACCACUGAAACCUCUACCACUCCAACCACUGAAUCUUCCACAUCAUCAUCAACACUAACAUCAACCACAGAAACUUCUACCGUACCAACACUCCCUACAACUGGACCUACAACUAUAUUGUCCACCCUAAUUACGUCGUCUACAACAACUGAAGCGACAACGCAACCAACUACGGCUACUUCGACAAUAUUAACAACGCUUUCGACUACUGCAACAGUGCCUUCGACUUUGCCACCAGUAACAUCAACUCUGUCAACGAGUGUUCCGUGUGCGCCAUCAACUUCAUCAACGAGUGCACCUUGUGCGACGCAGACCACUAAUGAACCCACGGAAACGACGACACUACCUACACCGACCCCCGCACCGACCCCGGCGCCAAUACCUUUCUUGCCCAUGCCCAUGUUGAAUCCAUAUCCGUGGUUCUACCCAGUCUAUCCUUUCCCCUUCCCCUUCUUAUUCUUUGAUUGCUUCCAAGUGCAAGACAACACUGCUGGAUUACCAAGUGGCGCUACGCGUAUGCUUUGUGUACCAAGACUAACGUUCCCACCAACACAACAACUGGUAACCGCUAGAUAACCGAUGUGGGUAUUUUCUUCAACACUUAGCUUACUUACUUAAUGUUAUUAUAUAGUAUAGUAUAGUUUAAUUUUUUAGUAAUUUUUUUAUGCUAUUGGUUCUUGUCAUAGAUCCCUUGCA
Molecule: messenger RNA, 9897 nt
Organism: Bactrocera dorsalis (oriental fruit fly)
Lineage: Eukaryota; Metazoa; Arthropoda; Insecta; Diptera; Tephritidae
Product: mucin-2
Exons: 6
Coding region: 1-9777 (3258 amino acids)
Source: RefSeq, a predicted model, not a curated record